AUGCCAAAAUUAUCCUCAAGAUAUUGGCACCUUGCUUACGAGUAUGGAAAAAGGGGCGCGUUUCUGGUUAUUGGAGCAAGAAGGGAGAACGCUCUACGAGAGGUUGCAGAGAGGGCAUAUCUGCUCGGCUCUCCUCACGCAAUCCCAAUACAAACCGACAUCUCCAAAGCCGAACAAUGCAGGAGAUUGAUACAAGAAGCCAUCCACCAAUUUGGCCGACUGGACCACCUGGUUAUUUGCGCAGGUGUCACCCCCGUAAGCUUGCUUGAGGAUACAAUUAGAGUGAAAAACUUCUCACCGGCAAUGGAUAUAAAUUUCUGGGGUCCGGUGUAUAUGACUUAUUAUGCUGCUCCCUACUUGAGGGCCACAAAAGGCAAGAUUGUCGUGAUAGCAUCGUCAGCUAGCUGGUUGAACGCACCAAGGCUUAGCUUUUAUAAUGCAAGUAAGGCUGCAGUAGUAAGCUUCUUCGAGACUCUAAGGGUUGAGUUUGCAUCUGAUAUCGGGAUCACGAUAGUCACACCCGGAUUGAUUGAGUCCGAGAUGACAAAGGGCAAAUUCCUUAACAAUGAAGGGAGAAUUGUGGUGGACCAAGUUAUGAGAGAUGUCGUGAUGAGUGCCGUUCCAAUUGAGUUGGUAGGACGAUUUGCAAAGGCAACAGUCAACAGUGCAUGCCGUGAAGACAAGUACUUAACCAUUCCACCUUGGUUCAGGACAACAUAUUAUGUGAAGUUGUUGUGUCCCGAGCUAAUUGACUGGUUUAACCACUGGUUUUGCAUGACCGGGCCAGGAGUUCCAGAAACUGAAGCCAUUAGCUACAAACUCAUACAAAUUCCUGGGCUUAAAGAUGCCAUUUGGCCAGACUCCGUCCAGUCCCCAAAGAUUAAGAGUUACUGA
Messenger RNA from Striga hermonthica, 894 nucleotides. The record is from the annotation of a GenBank genome assembly. Lineage: Eukaryota; Viridiplantae; Streptophyta; Magnoliopsida; Lamiales; Orobanchaceae.